AUGAUCACUGAGGAGGAGUGUCUGAAGAAGGGUUGUUGCUAUGACAGUUCAGUGAUGGACAGUAUCUGGUGUUACAAUCCAUGGAAAUUCGAAGGUGAGUAA
This is a messenger RNA of Staurois parvus, 102 nucleotides long. The record is from the annotation of a GenBank genome assembly. NCBI's taxonomy places the organism in Eukaryota, Metazoa, Chordata, Amphibia, Anura, Ranidae.